Molecule: messenger RNA, 585 nt
Organism: Ananas comosus (pineapple)
Lineage: Eukaryota; Viridiplantae; Streptophyta; Magnoliopsida; Poales; Bromeliaceae
Exons: 1
Coding region: 1-585 (194 amino acids)
Source: RefSeq, a predicted model, not a curated record
AUGGAGGCGUUGUUCGAGGACAUCUACACCCUCGAGAAGGAUAAAUUUCACCUAGCGGCUCACUGUUUUGAAGGGUCGGCUCGAUUGUGGUGGACACAAGUGAAGAAAAGUCACUCGUUGGAUCUCGCUUCUGUCACUUGGGAGGCAUUUCAGGAGAUGAUAUUGAUGGAGUAUUUUCCCGAGAGUGACAAGCGGAAGAUCAAUGAAGAUUUUCGCAAGUUAAGGCAAAGUAGCCGGUCAGUGCGGGAGUACGAGAGGGAGUUCACGCACCUAGUCAAUUACGUGUCGAGCUUGGUUCAUGGCAAUAGGGACCGGGCGGAGGCUUUUGAGCACGGGUUGCGACCCGAAAUAUUCAAGGUUAUUCAUGCGUUCCGCUUGAAGACCUACAAGGAGGUACUUGACCGCGCGCUUUGUGUGGAGCGCGGCAAUGCUAUUGCGCGAGAGGAGCGCGAGGCAUUUGAGAAGGACGAGGAAAGGGAUAAGUCCAAGAAGCGGGCAGCUAGUGGAUCCGCGAGGCAGUCGAGGUCUAAGCGACCCCCUCGACCUCAGCGAUCACAGUGGCGGGGAGGCAGGAGUCAGACAUAG